AUGUUACCGAUCAGAGCCAGCACGCCCAAGAAGAAAAGUCUGGUGCCCAACUGGAUAGAGAAGGGCCUGGUCGUCCUAUGGCAAGCGGCCAGCCGGGACGAACAGACCCCAGAAUGGAAACUUCGCCAAAAAGAGCGCUCCCUCAGCAAGUCAGCUCAGGCCAUCAACCGCUACUACAGGAAGACGAGAGAUUUCAACAAGGACACCAGCCCCCAGGACAGCGGCUUCCUGUCUGAAAUGGAGGAGCUUUGGCACAAGUUUCUCACACGUCCGGGCUGUCCCCAGUUCAGCACCAGGUCCACGUCCAUGACCCACUAUGGUGUCGUCCCAGACCUCCAGCUCCAGGACCUAGGCUACUCCCGUUUCCCCACACACGGCAUUCUCCUUAGUGGUGGUGACAUCGAGGCCGAGUGCCUGCAGCAAGCAACUGGGGUCCUGUCCGUGGAUCUCAGGCGGCGGUCAGGUUCAGCCACGACUCUCGCUCUGCCCGAGGACACGUGCGUCAGCUCUGAGACCUGGAAGGUGACUGAGGACCUGCUCUCUGGUCAGGAGAGCUUGGACACGAAGGUGGACGGCUGCCGGCUUCCCUUUAGUAAGAGUGCCUGCGAGUUCAAUUACCUUCGGAAGAAGAGUGGAUCCCAGGUGUUGAGCCCGGCCCCCAGCAACCCGGUCCUAGGGCAGAGCUACCCAAGGAAGUGGGUACCUUGGUACAUCUCUGUCAUCCACGAGAAGGAAGUCCAGCACCUCUCCGAGCUGGAGGUGCAGGUUCAGAAGAAAGACGAGGAGAUCCUGGCUCUCCAGGAGGAGAGGGAGGCCUUGAGAAAGCAGCUGAAAUGCUUCCUGCAGAGCAAAAGCCAGGAGACCUUGCUGAGCGAGGUCAUGAGGGAGUGGCCGUCGGGGUCCGCGCCGAAGCUGCAGGGGAGACUGCGCACCCUCAGAACCUUCUCCGGAGACGAGGAGGAGCCGGAGCACAGGCAGCAGAUGCAGGGAGAGCACGCCGUGGCCGCCGGAGGCAAGGACCUGGAAGGAGGCAGCUACGAGGAGGAAGAGGGCCUGGAAGGGGAGGCCGAGCGGGCGGCGGACGAGGGGCCGAGCUCCAGUGCCGGCAGGAAGGGGGCUCUGCAGGAGAAGCGAGGCGAGGAGGAGGAGGAGAAGGCGGGGAUGAUGGUGGCCGCAGAGGGGGAGGAAGAGGAGGCGGAGGGUGUGAUGGAGCUGGAUGAGGAGAAGGAGACGCAGGAGGAGGAGGCCGCGGGCAGGAAGAGGGCUGGCUCCGUGGCCGACGCCUUUGAGGAGGAGCUGAGAGCCCAGCUGGAGGAGUACGAGCAGCUGGUCCAGGAGUUCCAGUUCCAACUCGAGAUCACCAGGACCAGACACUCCCUGGCAACAGGAGCCAUCAUGUCUUUACAACGACAAGUGGAAAUCCAAGAAUCGCAACUGCAGAGCUUCAACACGGAGAACGAGGUGCUGCAGAAGGAGCUGUGGGACCGGAAGCAACAGCUGCAAGCCAUGUCCGACAAGUUCUCCAACCUCCGGGAAGACAAGAAGCGCGAGGAGAUGAUGGGACUGAUCGAGAAGGACAACCUCUUCCUCCGACAGCAAGUGUCAGAGCUGGAGAAAGAACUGGUCAAGCGGGAACAGACCAUCUCGGAGUUGGAGGCCAAGGUCAGCCAGCUGCAGGCCCAGGUGAACCAGAGCCAGGACCGUCUGCAGAGGCGGAAGCAGCUGCAGGAGGAGAUGCAGAGCAAGAACGAGAUGAUUCAGCAGGCGGAACAGCAGGUCCGCGUGGCCCUGGAGAGCACCCAGUCCAGGCUCGAAAGACUAAGGAACAAGAUCAUCCAGGCCACCUUCAACACCAUAGGAUUCAAGUCCUUGGCCACCGAGAUCUCUGACUAUGACAUCCUGGAAGCCUUGCAGUGGAUCAUCUCAGAGAGAACUGACUACUACAACCAGUUGAAACAGAAGGGGGUCAAAGUGCCCCCCCUGCAGCAGUCAGAGAUCUUAUCCUCGCCCAGCAAGUCCAAGAAGAUAACCUCCAAGUAG
Balaenoptera musculus (blue whale) is the source of this 2040-nucleotide messenger RNA. RefSeq names its product coiled-coil domain containing 27 (gene CCDC27). Bases 1 to 2040 code for a protein of 679 amino acids. The transcript has 13 exons. The record is from RefSeq and is a predicted model, not a curated record. Lineage: Eukaryota; Metazoa; Chordata; Mammalia; Artiodactyla; Balaenopteridae.